AUGACGGUACAUCAGUAUGCUGCUAGGUUUACUGAGUUAUCCCGUUUUGCUACUUAUUUGGUUCCCGAUGAGGAAAAGAAGGCACACAAAUUUGAGCAAAGACUGAAUGAGAAACUGUAUGUGCGUGUGGUGGGUUUCCAGAUUCGGAACUUCUCUGAGUUGGUGAAUAAAGCAACAAUUUUUGAAAGAACCCUUCAAAGAAGUGUUGCGUUGCAUGAGCAGAGGAAGAGGACUACUCCUACUGGGUACCAGUCUGGCAUGGACCAGGGACCAUGGAAAAGGAGGAGUGAAGGUAGUAAUUCAGGAAAAAGGCCGGUUCCGAGUAAUCAGCAGCCCUACCAGUGUAGGACAUGCAAUCAAGUGCACUCCGGAGAGUGUAGAAAAGGGGCGGGAUUGUGCUUUCGUUGUGGCAAAUCAGGACACUACAUCAGGGAUUGCCCAAUGCAAAAUAGGAGCAACCAGACGUUCAUACCGCCACCUCAGAGGAAUGAAGUAUCAGCCCGGGGCAGCAAUCAACGUCCUACUGCGCCUGCUCGAGUUUUUGCACUGACACCUGGAGAGGUUGAGGGUAGGAAUGACGUGAUCACUGAUGCUGAAAGGUUGAGGAACAAGUUAGUGGUUGCGACCCCAACAGGGAAUUCUGUAGUCUGUAGUGAGAUGUUACCUGGAUGCCCUCUUUCUAUAGAGGGAAGACUGAUGCCAGCAGAUUUAAUAGUUUUCCACAUGGUUGGGUUUGAUGUGAUUUUGGGUAUGGAUUGGCUGGCUUCCUACCACGCCAGUAUUGAUUGUGCUAAAAAGGAAGUGGUGUUCAGGCCCCCUAAUGAAGAAAUGGAGAAGAAGACAGACACCUCGUCAACUGUAGACCAGCUGCUGGUCAGCUCCAACCUCCCAUACAGUGAAGAAAUCUUGGCUAUGCCCUUUCCUCCCAAGUUCAAAGUUCCUCAGAUGGAAGCAUAUGAUGGGUCCAAAGACCCGCUGGAGCACCUGGAUACUUUCAAGGCCCACAAGACCUUACACGGCUUCCUGGGAGAGGUCGCCUAUCGGGCCUUCCCCGCUAACUCUGAAAGGAGCAGCCCAAAGCUGGUUUGGGGGCUUGUCAUCAGGAACGAUAGAAAGCUUCGUGGAGCUCGUCUCUCCAUGAUGCAAUUCCUGGCUAGCUAUAAGAGGAGACUCCCUGCGGCUUACCUGCAAACGGUCAAGUAG
Messenger RNA from Juglans regia (Persian walnut), 1203 nucleotides. RefSeq lists its product as uncharacterized. The transcript has 3 exons. The record is from RefSeq and is a predicted model, not a curated record. Gene Ontology annotation, molecular function: zinc ion binding; nucleic acid binding. Lineage: Eukaryota; Viridiplantae; Streptophyta; Magnoliopsida; Fagales; Juglandaceae. Bases 1 to 1203 code for a protein of 400 amino acids.